AUGGGCGGAUUCGUCAUCGCCGAGUCCCAGGGCGGUCUCGACGACGACGCGCUCGCCGCGAUGAUGGAGGCGGUCGAGGCGAGGACCGCGGCGGCGGCGGCGGGCGGGGCGAGCGACGGCGCGUCGGGCGGAGCUGCUGCCGACGUCGUCGCCGUCGACGACGACGACGACGUCGCCGCGCCGGCGACCGCGACGCAGCAGGCGACGCAGGCGCUCGCGACGCAGGACAUCGCGGGAGACCUCCGCGUGGACGAGCGCGACGGCGGCGGCGGCGGCGACGGCGACGGGACGGACGCGCGCGACGGCGGAGGACCGGCGCGGCGUCGUCGUGGACUCGCGUCCGCGGACGGUCGGCACCACAACCCGGACAGCACGACGUCCGCGCGGCCGCCGGUGCUCGCGGAGGGCGAUGACGACGAGAAUGACGAUAAGGUAACGCUCAGGGCGUGUCCGUUACCGCCCGCGUCGCGGUCGAGCCCGGCGGACGACGCGAACGCGGCGCCGACGCCGACGACGGAAACGCAACCGACGCAGCCGUUUCUCGGGUACGACACGCAGCAGCUCACGGAAAGGCCCGUGAUGAGCGUCCGUCCGGUGAACGACCCGCGGCAAGGGACGCUGACGCAGGCGCCGUUCUUCGAGAGGGCGAAGAAACCUCCUCCGGGCGGGACGGGUCGUCGGCGGAUGCCGGCGACGGGCGAAGGCGGCGAAGUCCCGUCCCCGCGCGCGAACGACAACGCGCGGCAAAAAGACGGCGCGAUGGCGAACGGCGGCGACGACAGCCCCGGGAUACUCGCGCGCUCGAAACCGUCGUCGACGACCGACGAAGCGGAGGAGGACGCGAUCCCGACGUGGGCGCUCGAGGCGCUUGAGGCGUCCUCAGGUGCGUUCUAUACAAAAGUUUUUCACCCACCGCACCGCUCGGUUUCAACAUUUGAUCGCUCCCCCUUUCAACUGAUGACCCUUCCGUUGAACUGUUUUUGUUUUUUGGAAUGGCCCUCAGACGUCGUCGUCGCGGACCUGGACGUCCGCGAGCUCGCCGACGGCAGAUACGAACCGUCGGUAUUCGAAGCGUCGCACGCGGACGGGCAUCAGUUCCUCGCGCUGUACGUGCGAACGGAGUCGGGCGCGCGCGUCAGGUUGGACGGCGCGAGGGAGCGCGCGCUCGCGGUGACGCGAAGCGGGGACGUCGUCCGCGUCCUCGGAUUCGUGUUCCGCAAGGAAUUUUUGGAAAAGGCGUCCACCGUCGACGACCCCGCCGACGCGCGCGUCGUCGUUCGAUGGGAGAUGCGCGGGGUCCGGCUCCGCACCGCGAAGGAGGUCCCGGUGCUUCGCGCGGAGGCGGAGAGGUUCGACGCGGACGAGUACUUCGUCCCGAUGCGUCACGAAGAGCGAGGGGAACGAUCGCACAAGGGCGACGGCGAGGAGGGGACGGAGCCGCUCGUAGAGACGUUCGACGUGUCCGACGUCGUCGGCGUCGCGACGCCGACGACGCCGCGCUGUUGCGACGAUUCGAAUCCCGAUCGUCGCGACGGUUCGUAUUUUACGUGGUCGCAGGGCGUCGCCGACGAGAGGACGACGACCACGAUACGCGCGCGGUUCGCGUACUUCCACGACCCCGGGCCGUCGCAGUGGACGUUUUUCGGGUUCGUCGACGGAGGCGCGAGAGAGGCGCGGAACGAUCGACAGGUGCCCGUCGUCGAGCUCUUAUGCGGCUGCGGCGGGACGUCCGAGGGGUUGCGAAGGAGCGUCGUUCCGGGAACGACGACGCCGCGCGGCGCGCGCGGGAAACGACGUCGAGACGCGGGAAACGGCGGCGGCAGCUCGGACGAUGAAACGGAACCCGCGGGGGAGUUACGACCCGUCAAACGCAGACGACUGCUCCCCGCGUUUGGACUCGACGCGAACCCCAACGCGGUGAACACGUUCAACAAAAACUUCAAAUCUCGGUACCCGAACUGCGUCGCGCGCGUGGCCACGAUGGAGUGGUUCCUAGAGAAGCUCACCGCGGGCGCGGACGGCGGCGUGAGCGACGAGGCGCGUUCUAUACACUGGUUCCCAUACGACCGCGUUUGCGUGGUGAACGCCGAUCCUUAA
Messenger RNA from Micromonas pusilla CCMP1545, 2097 nucleotides. RefSeq lists its product as uncharacterized. The record is from RefSeq and is a predicted model, not a curated record. The transcript has 2 exons. Bases 1 to 2097 code for a protein of 698 amino acids. NCBI's taxonomy places the organism in Eukaryota, Viridiplantae, Chlorophyta, Mamiellophyceae, Mamiellales, Mamiellaceae.